Molecule: messenger RNA, 450 nt
Organism: Melampsora larici-populina 98AG31
Lineage: Eukaryota; Fungi; Basidiomycota; Pucciniomycetes; Pucciniales; Melampsoraceae
Exons: 3
Coding region: 1-450 (149 amino acids)
Source: RefSeq, a predicted model, not a curated record
AUGGGUUUGGUCUUCUCAUAUCUGGGGUCAUGGAAAUAUUCAAUCAAAUCAAAGACCAUUAUGUUGCCUCCAAGUUCUUCCCUACCUGCAUCUUCUGCUAUUGCUCCACCUAUUACUGGUCCAACGCUUCAUCCUAGAACUCCUACACAACCUAGACCUGGAUUCAUUGCCCAAUCUCCUGAUCUGCGUGUGACUACCUUUUGCCUGUCUCCCAUCCCCAAAUCACUGGAGUCUGACGCCGACCCAAGUGUUUACGAGGUCAGCAGCAAUGGUGAAUCUGAUACCACCGAUGGCAUUGGUAGCGUUGGUAGUGUUGAAGUGGUUGGCAAUGUUGGACCCUCAACAGGUUCUAAGAAAAAAAAGGCAGCUUGUAAGUCCAAGGCCAAGGUUCACGUUGUCAAAAGACGUGGCCGUCCUUGUGGUUCUGGUGCUUCAUCGGGCUUGGCUUGA